Lecanosticta acicola is the source of this 4173-nucleotide messenger RNA. NCBI's taxonomy places the organism in Eukaryota, Fungi, Ascomycota, Dothideomycetes, Mycosphaerellales, Mycosphaerellaceae. The record is from the annotation of a GenBank genome assembly.
AUGCCCAAGGCCCACCAAAAGCGCGGCCGGCGCAUGAAGAGGAAGCAUGAAGAAGACCCCGUCGACGCCGUUGCCGAGAGCAGCUCCAACAAACGCAGAAAAUCUGACACCUCGGAACCCGCGCAAGAAUAUCUCCCGCUGGACGUCGAAAAUCAAGACAUGUCGGCAGCUUACCCUCCAGUCGAGCACGCCUUCUUUGGCAUGCUGUCCGAGCAGGAACAGGAGUACUUCAAACAAGCCGACGAGAUGCUCGAGUCGAAUUCGUUUGCCACUCCGGAAGACCGGUCCAUCUUCCUCGCCAAUGUGUACCGAGAGGCGGAAGGCAAAGAACUCAAGAUUGCUCACAGCCAGUCCUGCUCUCGCCUGUUGGAGCGUCUGAUCCGCAUCUCCGAUGCCACGCAGCUGAAGAAGCUAUUUCAGGCCUUCAGUGGAAAGUGAGUAGAUGAAGAGUAUAUCAACCCCACGUGCAUCGCCACCUCGCUGACUCUAAUUUCCACAGCUUCAUUACCCUGCUCUCCCACCGCUUUGCUUCGCACUGCGCCGAGACACUCUUCACCUGCGCUGCGCCAUCCGUCAGCGAAGAGGUCAAGGGAGGCAACCAAAAAUCGGAGGAUCCCCAUGACGUCUACGUCUCUCUGGAGAAUCUGUUUCUGCACACGCUUGCCGAGCUCGAGGGUAACAUUGGCUUCUUGCUGACCGACCGAUACGCCUCUCACGCACUGCGAAUACUGCUUCUGGUCCUAUCCGGUCAACCUCUCGCCACCGACUCCAUCAGGGCACUUCUUCAGAGCAAACGGAAAGAAGGCGUGACAGUCGGUGGUGUGAAAAGUCAUGAAGACGCAGCAUCGCAAGAACGCACGGUCCCCGAAUCAUUUUCAACUGCUCUUGAGAAGCUCAUCUCCGACAGCGUGGCUGGACUAGAUACGGCUAAGCUGCGUGCUCUUGCAACUCACACUCACGCCAAUCCCGUACUGCAAUUAUUGGUGAGACUGGAGCUCACUCAUUAUGGAAAACAGCGGGCGAAAGACGAGCGAUCAAUCAUCCGGACUCUGUUACCUGACGAUCCACUUACCGGCGACUGCGAGAGUGCCGCGUUCAUUGGUGGAAUGGUCUACGAUCCCGUCGGCUCACAUCUAGUCGAGACGAUCAUCGAGUGUGCUCCAGCGAAGCUCUUCAAGUCUCUGUACAACAACUACUUCAAGGAACGACUGGCGCAGUAUGCUCGCAACGAAAUGGGCACAUAUGUCGAUUGCAGGAUUUUGGAGCGGUUGGGCCAUGAUGAUCUACUUGAGGCCCAUGAAAUCAUCUGUCCGGUGAUUCCCACUUUACUGGCAAAGCAAUGGACGAGUCUCACGCGCACCCUUAUUGAACGCUGUGCAGUCCGCGACAUUGACACCCAGGCAAUCGCCGUACAAAUCGAUCAAUCAUUCCCCGGGCCAGAAGGCUUCGAUGUCGCCAAGAUGCUCAAGAUCGGGAGCAAGUCGAUGCCGGUAGAUGCAGAGGCAGAAGGUACUGGUCCUGACGAAAGAGAUCGUGCUCCCUCACGAACUACAGAGCCGGUCAAGGUACACCUCAACAUCCUCGCUCAGGCGAUGCUCAUCGUGCCUGGAUCGUUGAGCUCGCUGAUCCUCGAUGCCCUGAUUGCGCUCCCGUCAGAAUCGUUGACCCGCAUGGCCGAAGACUUCAUCGUGACACGAACACUCCAACAAGCUCUCACGACGAAGAAUGCAUCGAUCAUCGAACGCCGAAAGCUGGUCCAGCGCUUCUACGGGAGGAUCGGGGACAUGGCGUUGGACAAAUCCGCAUCACACGUGGUGGAUUGCAUCUGGGAGGGCACGCAUGGCCUGGCAUUCAUCCGCGAGCGCAUCGCGGAAGAACUGGCGGAGAACGAGGCGGCACUGCGAGAAUCCGCCUACGGAAGAGCCGUGUGGCGGAAUUGGAAAAUGGACAUCUACAAGCGCCGGAGACCCGAGUGGAUCCGGCAGAGCAAGAUGAAAGCCAGCAACGAUGGCUUCCAGAGCUUCUCCGAGCUGGACGCGAAGACGGACACGGACGGUUCGAAGAAGACGCCGCUGCAGUUGGCGCGCGAGAGGCACGCCGCGAACAAGGCGCGCAAGGAGAAGAAGGAGCCCGAGAGGGGUCGGAGCACCACCAGUCGACACGCACAUGCCGCUGCUCGUCCUCCCACGGCUGCCGCGUGAAGCGAAAUUGUUCCACAAUCCCAAAAACCUGGGCCUUGCGCGCAAACUCAUGAAUGAGGAGACAAGUAAAAAGUGGAGACAGAUACACACACACACCCGACCUCUGCGGCUCUGCCCCCAGAUUUCCAGGUUUCGUCCGAGACCGGGAGCUGUGGGUGGGUGGGAGGGAGGAAGCUAAAAAUAAUGUCAUCAUUGUUUGGGGGGCGAAACAGCCAGCAAUUUUUUUUUUCCUUUGCCAGAUUUCUAAUAAAAAUAAAGCGUUGCUCGACGGCUUUUGUGCGACGCGACUUUUUCUUUUAAUCACACCACACAUUUUUCUUUCUUCUUUUUGAAGUCCCUGCUUCAGACUGACUAUACUGUAGAUCUGAAAAAUGACAGCGAAUGGCGAGACGGCGAAUUCCCAGGCGAAGACAAAUGGAGUGCAAUCAUUGCAGAGAGCAGAGGAAGCUGAGGAAGUGAGUUGAUCCCCAUACCAUAUGCAAUAGGUAGGAACUGCGCUAACAGAAUUGAAAUUGAAAUUCGACAGCUCCUCAACGCCGUGCAAAGACUCAUAAUAUCCUUCAUUCGCGCCGCCGACGAAGAACCUGAAGCCUCGUCCAAAUCUCAAGCCCAAAACAAACCGACGCGAUCCGUCAUAGUAGAACACCAUCCUCCCGAAGCACUGAAAGACCUCCUCAAAAUCAACCUUCCGCAACAGGGACUCGGCAAGGAAGGCUUUCUCCAGAUGAUCCGGAAAACCCUCCAAUACAGCGUCAAUACUUGGGACCAAGGCUUUCUCGAUAAGUUAUACGCCGCCACUACGCCUGUAGGAUUGGCCAGCGAUCUGAUCCUCUCCGCGCUGAAUACGAAUGUACACGUCUAUCAAGUCUCGCCUGCCCUGACGGUGAUUGAAAAGAAUGUGGGCAAGGCCUUGGCAGGGGUGUUUGGUUUCCGGGGAGAGAAUUCCGGAGGCGUGUGUCAACCCGGAGGCAGCGCGGCGAAUUCGAGUUCGAUUGUGAUUGCGAGGAAUUGUAUGUUUCCGGAAACGAAGCAGGAAGGCAAUGGGUCGAGGAAAUUCGUGCUCUUUACCAGUGAGCAUGGACAUUAUAGUUUGGAAAAGGCGGCGCAGAUUUGUGGGUUUGGGGCUAAGGCUGUGAGGGGUGUGGAGGUCGAUGAGAGGGGGAGGAUGAGGGUUGAUGCCCUCGAGGCUGCUGUGAGGAGGGCUAGGGAGGCAGGGGAAACGCCUUUUUACGUGAAUGCGACUGCUGGGACGACGGUCCUGGGGUCUUUCGAUCCGCUGGAGGAGAUUUCCGAGGUGUGUUCGAGACAUGGACUCUGGAUGCACGUGGAUGGAUCCUGGGGCGGUGCGGUGGGCUUCAGUCCCAGCCAGCGGCAGAAACUCCAGGGGAUCGCAAAGGCGGAUACGAUUUCCAUCUGUCCGCAUAAGAUGCUCAACGUCCCCUUGACGUGUAGCUUUCUGCUGGGCAAGGACCUGCGGCAGUUCCAUCGAGGCAUGACUCUGCCGGCGGGAUAUCUCUUCCACCAUACCGACGGCGACGAGGAAGUCUGGGACCUGGCAGAUCUGACCCCCCAAUGCGGUCGCCGCGGGGAUUCUUUCAAACUCGCCAUGAGCUGGAUCUUCUACGGCACCGACGGUUUCGCGGCCCAUAUCGAUCAUGCGUUUUCCGUCGCGGCUCAUCUCGCCGAUCUCGUGCAGGAGAAGGCUGCUUUCACACUGGUCUCCGAGAAGCCACCGCCUUGUCUGCAGGUCUGCUUUUAUUUCGAUCGGCGAGAGGGCGAUGCUGGGCGGAAUAGCAGGAUGACGGAGGCUAUCUGCAGGGAAUUGAUGCUGACGAGGGGGUUCAUGGUAGAUUUUGCACCGGGGGAGGAGGGGAAAUUCCUGAGGGUGGUGGUUAAUGGGCAGACGAGGAGGGAGACGGUGGAGGGGUUGGUGAGGGCCGUCGAAGAGGUGGGAACGGGGUUGCAGUUGUGA